This is a messenger RNA of Dicrocoelium dendriticum, 3030 nucleotides long. NCBI's taxonomy places the organism in Eukaryota, Metazoa, Platyhelminthes, Trematoda, Plagiorchiida, Dicrocoeliidae. The record is from the annotation of a GenBank genome assembly.
AACUACGUAGUCAAGUGAACUAAUUAAUAAGGCUAACUAAAUCACAUCAGCCCGAUACCACAGCACCUUGGAAUUUACCGAUAACAACAGCUGAACAAAUACAUGAAUUUUGCUGAAGAUUGGAAAAGACACUUAGCAGAAUUGGAAUUUACGAGAUAGCUUGUGGCGCAUCUUUUUGAAGUACGAGGAUGCGUGUUGGUGUUGAUUCAGUCAACAAACCGAGUUUCGCAAAAAAUUUUCCUCAGUGCGGGCAAACGUUUUGCAAUUGUAUUCCCAUCAGUCAAGAUGAGAAGCCGUGACCUACUGCCAGGGAUUAUUACCAGUGUUAUUGGUUAUAUCUUCGUUUCGAUAACUUCGGUGUGCGGACUAAGUUCACAUGAACUGUGCGCCAGUAAAGUCUGCAGUGGCUGCAUUGCUGGCUCCUUGUCUUGUCAAGAAGGUGGGCUGAAUCGUCUUCCAGACAAACUCGCAGCGGAUAUUCAAUCCAUAAUACUCAUUGGUCAUCGAUUUGAUGUCAAUUUUCUGACAGAAAGAAACUUCUCUAACUAUCCACAGCAAACACAGCUGCUUCAGAGAUUGACAUUAAGAAACUGCGGUAUUGAGCGUUUGUUCCCUGGCACGUUUAAGUCGUUAAAAUCCCUAGCCCAACUGGAUUUAUCCCAAAAUCGCUUACAGACUAUAGAACCACGAACAUUUAUUGGCUUGAAUCUUGAACUACUUCGAUUGGACGAAAACCCUGGUCUAUAUUUUUCCUCUGAAGCUUUUCAUGGUGUUUCCAUUGUAUCGCUGUCUGUAAGUCAAUGUGGCUUGCGUAGUUUGACUUAUUCAGAUCUAGCUCCACUGUUUGAGAAUAAAGUGCUGACUAAUCUGCAUUUAUCAGGAAAUAAGCUUAUCACACUUGAAAGCCAACUUGCCUCAUGGUUUUCAGAACUUCAGAGUCUCUCGUUGGAGCAAAACCCAUUUGUAUGUGACUGUCGGUUAAGAUGGCUAACUGACGUACUUCAGCAGAGACUACAUCGACUGCGUACGCGCGGCUUGCCUAAUGGCGUGGGAGAUAUCAAUUAUUUUAAUGAUCAGACUCCUUCCAAAACGUUUACUGCUACACAAAACGACAAAGAAAAUGCUCCAUUGGAUGAGGACUUACUUAAGCCUGUUUGCCGAGCCCCGGAGAGACUGGCGGGAAGGCUGAUUGAGAAGUUAACUCAUAGGGAUUUCUACUGCGAUUUACCACAACUCCAGGCUAUUGAGGUGGAUUUAAGCCACUCCAACCAAAUGCCAGCUGAGUCCAGCCUGGUUACUCCCCACCAGAUGGAUGCUAUAACGAAAUCCCUGCAUGCUUUACGUGUUUCUUUAAGGUGCGUAGUCAAAGGAUCUCCAGAAGUUCAAUUAUCAUGGUACCGGCGCCAAUCACCUGAACUAUUGUCACAUUUGGGAUUGCGAGACAAAGUUGAAGAGCUCUACAAUAUUCCAAAUUCCAGAGAACGCGCACCUGGUGUUGUAGAAGUGUACUUGACACACCCUUAUCCACGUCCAUCCCAUAGCCUCACACAAGUUGGCUUAACGAACGGUGCGGAUUCUGUGGAAAAGCUGGUUUGCUUGGCUACCGAUUUGAAUGGAAACACAAGUACGGAAGUGAGAUUACGAUGGCCCUCCCAUUUCGCUCCGGAACUCACCCUUAACGAACUUCACGAUAUGGGCGUGGCACAGUCCAAAUAUAUCGUAGCAGAGUUGGAAAAUCCUUCUCAUCCCCAGACUACUUCAAAUUUUCCAGAAACCACGCCAGCUGCAAUAAAUACAAGACUGCGUCCAGACUGGUACUUGUUGACCGGAGAAGAUCCUAAUGGAUUCUGGUUGCAGAAGCAAUUCUCCACUAUUCAAAUGAUCGGGGCCGUUGUAGGUACGUUCACAGUCACUCUACUUUUGUUCAUAUUUGGCAUACUACUGCUGCGAUUUCAUCGCUUCCACCAAACAUGCUUUCGGUCAAGAAUCCUACUACAAUAUUGCAAACAGCAGCAUUCCCCUCCGUGCAACAAAUAUCCCAUUCCGCCAAGUUAUUCCACCACAGCGAUUCCAUCUGCGCACUCCUUCGUUUAUCCUGGUUCUAGCGUCGCAGUUUCGGAACUACAAACAUCAUUUGGUCAGCAGUCAUCUUAUCAAAUGUCUCCUAUAAAUUUUGUGAAGGAAAAUGGUCUAAUGACGACAGAAGUUAAUCAAAAUAGACGCAUAAACUAUGCGGCAUACAUGCCUGUUACAGCACAUGAUGUUCAAAGUGCUGCAACAUAUUCUGAUUCGUCAACAUAUGAUCUACCCAACUUACCACAAGCAUUAUCGCAUCCUAGGGUACCGUUACCGCCAGUGCCUAUGCCGUCGAACCAGCAACUAAUCGCGCUUGGAGCGCAAGCGUUUGAAACAUUUGAUCACACAAUGCUCAAUACUUCUCAGCGUUCCAUCACUGACCCCAUACAAAAGAAGUAUGACACUUCCUGUACUCCGAUGAUAGCAACCAACGCUGAUCAAAUGUCAGCCGCACUUGCGAUGGCAGCAACAUUAAAUCGUUUACGAAGCUCACCGCUAAUUCAAGGACAGUUGCCAUUCCACUCCAAUAGAACUCUUAAUCGGCAAUCAGUGGUAUCACCUGUUUCAGCACAUAAUAAACCAUUCACAUUUGUCAAUCAGUCACACAAGUGAAAUAAUGACUAGCCUGUGAUUAACAGACAUAAAGCAUGCAAAAAUUGCAUCCACCGCCAGAAGAAUGGAUUAACACGUCACCUACUAUUUAUCUUCCAACUGAAUGCAAACGACGAUUUCAACUGUGUGAUAUACACUUCCUUUCUACUAAAACGGAUUUGCUGGGCUUAUCCCAAUUUAGCCUGAGUCAAUAAUCGGUCACGUGCUCAAAAAUCUAACCAGUAACUGCCUUUCCUUCUUUCAAAUUAUAGACAUCAAAUACAUUAUUUAAUAUUUUCUUUACUAAAAGGAUUUAUUUUGCUUUUGGAUAAAAAUUUAUUAAAAGCCCAGUUGUCACAAUGG